UGGGUGCAAACUUCAGUAAGGCCAGUCAGGUAUCUCUGUGCACGCCAUGUCAUGAUGCGAGGUGGCAGAGAGGGAGGCAGAUCUGAUACGUUGGCAGUGGGGCACCAUCUACUGUACCAGAAAGUUCACCCAAUGCAAUGGACAAUGCGUACCGAGGAGAGGUCUGUUGGGGAUCUGCUCCAAGACUGCUGAAAAAGGCCCUGCCCCAGCAGAGGAGGACAAGAUGUCUGAGAAAACAUAUUCCUAUGAUGCCCCAGUUAAUUACAUUAACUUCAACGACAUGGAUGAGGACCAGACAGUUGGCGAUACCUGGUUUGAUGUCAAAGCUGCCCUUCUGACUACUCCAAGCGGACAGAUGGCAACAAGCACCCAGCAGAAAACCUCAGCUUCAAGGGCAAACAUCCCAUGUGCCAUUGUCACGCCAGUGGUGAAAUCCAUUGAGAACGACAGUGAAAAUGUGAUGAACCUGGCAAACGGGGUGCCAUCAAAUGUGGUUGGCUCUGUGGCAGAGUGGUGCAGUACAUCAAAUGAGACGGCAGCUGCUCCUGCAAGGGCCCCCGGGAGGGUGGCAAGACGGCUUUCGGCACAGCGGAAGAGCGCUCAGAGAAGAAUUGCUGCCAAGAGCCAGGCUGAGCGCAGUGCUGCUGCCCUGGCCAGCAAGGAGGAGCCACCGCCUCUGAAGAAACAGAGAGUCUCUGUCAGACCUCCCAAGAAAUCUAGGCCUUGUGCUCCUUCCCGGGUAGUGAGGCAGAUGAAUCCGUCUACCAAGGGCAAGUCCACAGAGGAGCUGGAGGUAGAGAAAAUGCAGCAGUUGCAGCAAGAGGUGGCUGAGCUGCGCAGGAGGAAUGAGGACUCUCUGAAAGUGGCCAUUGCUGGACCAGGGCAGCCUUUCAAGAAGACGGAGAGCCAUACAACCAAGCCAGUCGAUUUCAACUUCUACACAUCUGAGAGGAUUAAGCAGCAUGGAGAAAACCAGCCACGCACAGAGUACAAGGAGGUGGAUUUCACAGCAGCCUUGAGGAAACACCCACCAUCUCCGGCCAGAGUGGCGAAGGGACCCACAAUCCCAAAGCCCUUUAACCUGUCCCAGGGCAACAAGAGGAAGAUUGAAGAAGUUUCCUCGGAAUAUAUGUCAUUGGCGCAGAUGGUUCAAAACUUCCAGCGACGCACUCCCCCACGGUACCAUCUGAGGAGCAGGAAGGCUGAGGAAGGCAUAGCUCAAACCAGGCCAUUGAAGGUGACCAACCCCCUGACCCCCCACCUUGAAACGAAGACCCGCUUGAGAUCUAUCACGUGCAAGAGCACUGCUGAGCUGGAGGCUGAGGAGAUCACAAGGAUUCAACAGUACAAGUUUAAAGCUCAAGAACUUAACCCCCGGAUCCUGGAGGGGGGGCCAAUAUUACCCAAGAAGCCUCCAGUGAAGGAGCCCACCAAGCCGGUCGGCUUUGACUUUGAAAUAGAAAAACGCAUCCAGGAGCGGGAGGGCAAGAAGCCGCAAGAGGAGGAGGACCACUUCCAGUUCCAUUCAAGGCCGUGCCCGACCAGGAUCCUUGAGGAUGUGGUGGGUGUUCCAGAGAAAAAGCUGCUUCCUAUCACAGUUCCCCAGUCCCCUGCCUUUGUCCUGAAGACCAAAGUUGCUGUGCUGUGUAAAGAAGAGGUGAAAGCGAAGGAAGAGGAGGCGGUGGUGCCUGUGAAAGCCAAGCCAAUGCCACACUUUGGGGUGCCUUUUAAGCCUAAGCCUGCAGAGCCUAGGCAAGUGGAGAUGUGCCCUUUUUCCUUUGACACACGGGAGAAGGAGAGGCUUCUCCAGAAAGAGAGCAAAAUCGAAGAGCUGCAGAAGGAAGAGGUGCCAAAGUUCAGAGCACACCCCCUGCCUCAGUUUGAUCACAUCAGCCUGCCGGAAAAAAAGGUGAAGAGCUCCACCAAGCCAGAGCCCUUCCAGCUAGCGAUCAACAUGCGAGGAGCUCUGAGGCAAGAAAUGUGGCAGCAGCAGCUCAAGGAAGAGGCAAAGCGCCAGAGGGAAGCAGCCGUGUUCAAGGCUCAGCCCAGCACUGUGGUCCAUAAGGAGCCCUUUGUGCCAAAGAAGGACAGCAAAUCUCUUUCAGCUCCUGAAACCUUUGAGCUGGCCACGGAGCGGCGUGCCCGAGAGCGGCAGGAGUUUGAAAAGCGGCUGGCCGAGCUUGAAGCUGAAAAAGCGCGGCUGCAAGAGGCAGCAAGGCACGUUGAGGAAGAGCGCGAGAGAGCGGAGUUGGCCAAGCUCAGAGAAGACCUGGUGCAUAAAGCCAAUCCCAUCCGUAAGUACCAGAAUGUGGAAGUCAAGCCCAGCGAUCAACCUCUGACGGUCCCAAAGUCUCCCAGCUUUUCAGACCGAUUUCAGUGCUGAUGUGCAGCCAGAAAGAAAAGCAGUGGGGUGCUGCCUCUUUGCCCUUGGGCUGUUCCUCCACUGGGAUUUUCCCCAUAGACUGUUUCUUCUUGUGUGGUUUUAAUUGUAACUUUAUUUCCUGUGGCAAAGGACCAUACGGUGCUCUGCUGACCGUAGUCACUUUCAGAGCCUGUUUGCAUUUUAGAGCAGCCAGUUUGAGAAGAUUGAACCAGCCUUUAUAUGUAUGUAUACCAAUAAAACGUUGUCUACUUAUGAGAAAAAUAAAAUGUUACUACUUGGAGAGGUUUUCUCUCUCUGCCUUGGGAAAGCCAAGUGUCAUUUUUCAAUGUCUCCUUAACUGAAACCCAACCUCAAAACACUUUGUAAGCAUCCUCCCCUUGUUAGCAACAUAUCUAGGAGUCGAAUAGCAAAGUGAAGACCUCCUCCUCCUUCUUCCCUGGGCAGCGCCCUUCUGCCUUAAUGGCUGGUUAUGGCUGAGAACCCUGCUUUAAAUAAACUUGUACCGUAGCACAUACACGAAAUGCA
Rhineura floridana is the source of this 2908-nucleotide messenger RNA. It is a transcript of the gene TPX2, whose product is annotated as TPX2 microtubule nucleation factor. Gene Ontology annotation, biological process: regulation of mitotic spindle organization; activation of protein kinase activity. The transcript has 17 exons. The record is from RefSeq and is a predicted model, not a curated record. NCBI's taxonomy places the organism in Eukaryota, Metazoa, Chordata, Lepidosauria, Squamata, Rhineuridae. Gene Ontology annotation, cellular component: spindle; microtubule. The coding region runs from base 224 to 2383 and encodes 719 amino acids.